This is a messenger RNA of Coccinella septempunctata (seven-spotted ladybird), 4582 nucleotides long. RefSeq lists its product as uncharacterized. NCBI's taxonomy places the organism in Eukaryota, Metazoa, Arthropoda, Insecta, Coleoptera, Coccinellidae. Gene Ontology annotation, molecular function: DNA-binding transcription factor activity, RNA polymerase II-specific; RNA polymerase II cis-regulatory region sequence-specific DNA binding. The record is from RefSeq and is a predicted model, not a curated record. The transcript is spliced from 5 exons. The coding region runs from base 139 to 4416 and encodes 1425 amino acids.
CCUAACCUCAAUUAUUCAGUUUUUGUUAAAAACAAAGUACAAUCCUGUCAAUUUUGAGUUUCUGAAUUCCUAAAUAAUGAUUUAUUGACAAAGAUCAAAUAAGACUCUUAUAAACUGUGAUAGUUUCGUUUAAAUCCGAUGGAAUAUUCUAGAUGUGACCAAAAAUAUGAAUCUGUUGAGGAAGUAAAUCAACAGAACUAUUUUUCCUAUCUCAACUUGAAAAAAUCAGGAUUACCAGCAGAUCUAAAUGUCCAAGGGCAAGAAAGAGUAGUUAGACGUACAAGAAGAGUUGUAUACAGACAUAUUUUGGAAAUGCCUAACAUUAAAAACCUUGGUAAAGGGGAAAAAGAAAAAAAUUCAACUGUUGGAGAAAAAUCUAAAGAUGCUGGAGGAAAAGUGUCAAAGAGGAAGAAUCUCCGAAGUAAUAAUAAACCUCAAAAUAAUUCAAAUAUCCCUUUAAGUACUAUCUCAGGAAAAAAGUCAUUUAAGAAUUCUGAUCAACAUCAUCUUAUAAGAGCAGUAAACAACUUCGAGAAGUGUACAGUUAAUCCAUUACCAAAUGAUUGUACUUUAAAAUUGGUUCCAUAUGAUGGUUCAAAAUUACACCCUCAUCAAGUAGAAAAAAUUCAAUCUGUAGUUGAUCCAAAAAAAGGACGCCUGUUGAAGAGACCUAUUGGUCCUUCAGUCCAUCAAAGUGUUGCUGAAAAUAUUCAAUACCUGGAAGAUAAGAAAAUACCAUACAAAAAAAGAAAACUUAUGAACUAUUUCCCAUCACCUAGCACCAUUAAGCUAGAUAUUGAAACUGAAAGAAAACGAAAGGAAGAAGGACUACAGAAUGGGAAGGUUAAAGAAGUUGAUGAAGGUCACAGCAAUGAAACAAUACCAAAAAUGCAGAAUUCAAUCAAAAAUUGCGAUCAGGUAGACCAUCAAUCGACUGAUCUUUCAUGUAUAAUACAUUCUUCCCUCGAAUCAAGCAACAGUGAUUUGCAAACAGAUACUAUAAAACUACCCACGGUUCCUUUAAGCGCAUGUAGUGGAGAAAAUCAAAAUUCUAUGAAAAUCUUAAAUUCAACAAUAAACUCUCUAGAACAAAGAAGUCCUGUCAGUUACAUAGAGGGUGAACCUCGAAUUGAAGUUCAAACUUCACUGAAGAAUAAUGAUGAAAAAGAUUCAAAUAUCGCGGAAUGUUCUCUAAAAAUUGUUGAGGAUGGGGAUAAUGUAACAGAUGGAACACAGAUGAUAUCGGAUAUUCCUAAUAGGAGUUGUGAUGAUGAGAAUCCACAUGCAAUAGUCAAAUUGAUCCCACUUGAAAAAUCUGUUGAACCAUCACCUAGGAGCACUAAGGUAGAUAUUGAAACUGACAAAAAACAAAAGGAAGAAGGAAUACAGAAUGGGAAGGUCAAAGAAGUUGACGAAGGUCACAGCAAUGAAACAAUACUAAAAAUACUGAAUUUAACCAAAAAUUGCGAUGAGGUAGACCAUCAAUCAACAGAUCUUUCAUGUACAAUACAUUCUUCCCUGGAAUCCAGCAACAGUGAUUUACAGACAGAUUUUAUAAAACUACCCACGGUUCCUUUAAGUGCAUGUAAUACAGAAAAUCAAAAUUCUACAGAUAUUUUGAAUUCAACAAAACACUCUCUAGAACAAAGAAGCCAUGUCAGUAACAAACAAGUUGAACCUCUUAUUCAAGUUCAAACUUCAUUGAAGGAUAAUGAUAAAAAAAAUUCAGAUACCACAGAAUGUUCUCUAGAAAUUGUUGAGGAGGGGAAUAAUGUAACAGAUGGAACACAGAUGGUUUCGAAUAUUCCUAAAAGGAGUUGCGAUGAUGGGCAUCAAAAUGCAAUAGUUAAAUUGAUGCCACCUGAAGAUUCUUUUGAACAUUCCAUCAAUGGAGAAUACAUGUUGGAUGUUGCAGAGAUUACACUAGAUUAUUCUGGUGAGCAGAGUGAUGAAUGGAUCAAAAAUGAUGUACUGGGAACAACAUCUCCCAUACAAGAUGAUGUAAGUGCAGAACUUCUAAUGAAUGAUAAUAUGUUAGUGCGUGAUAUUGAAAAUAACAAGGAUGUAAAGGUAGUUCUGGAGUUUGUUGAACAACCUCCAAAGGAACGGGAGGCAGAGGAAUGUUCUGUGGAAUCUGGCAAAUCUAAAGAUCAUGCUCAGAAAAUAGUUCAAUUAUUUCCCCAAGAUAGUUGUGAAGAAAAGCAGGAAAAAAUCGAAAUGGAUGAAAAAAAAUAUUUAUUACAUACUAAUGAUGUAAAAAAAGAGAGUUUUGAUCAUGAAAUACAAAGUUCCUUGGAAUGUAACAAAGAAAAAACAAGUGAUUUGAAUGUGAAUAGCUCAGAAUUAAGCGAUAGAAAAGGUCAGAUUGCAGAGGAAAUUCUAAAAAUUAUGAAAUAUUCCCUUGAAAAUAAAAGGAAUAACAAAGGUUUUCUAGAUAAUGGAAGGGAUUUCCUCAAAAUGAAAAAAGAGUUGACAAAUGUCUCUAAAACAGAUUUUCUGACCACUAUAUUUUCGACAGGAAAUUUAUUGAAUAAUUCGUUCGGAAAUAAGAAACAACCUGCUAAAUAUCAAAAUAAAAGAAAAAGGAUAUUUAUGACGACCAGUAUAGAAAUGUUGAGAAUAAUAAAAGAGAUGCGCGACAUUUCAAUAGACGACGAUUUGUUAUCUCAACCAAUUAUUGAAAUAGAUGUUCAAAAUGAUGCCCUUCCAAGGGUAAAAAGGGAGAAGUCACCAGAGAAAUUUCCAUCUCGUGAAAUUGUUGAAGACAUUUCAAGAUUUGUACAAAGUGAAAAGACAUGUGAUAAUAAAUUUUCUUCGCCAAUUUUCGAUCCUCACAAUGAUGCCCUUCAGAAAUCAUUGAAAAAAGAUGAGACAUCUCAAGAAAUUGGGGAACGUAGUCAGAAUAGUGCCAUUUCUAUAUUUGCCCAAAGAGUAAGGACACCUGUCAAAGAACCGUCUUUGCCAAUUUUCGAUGUAAAUCGUCAAAGUGAUGCCCCUCCAAGAUCGAUACAAAAAGAAAAGUCAUUGGAGAAAUUUUCAAAUCGUGCAACUCUCAAAAAAAGUGGUCGAAGUAUUGUUCGAAGGUCGAAAUUGAAAGAAAAAUCAUUAGAGGAGUUACCACCGCGUGUGAUUUCUGAGGAAGGUCAUCACAAUGAGACUAUUCCGAUAUUGAUACGAAUAGAAAAAUCACCGGAUAGAAUGAAAGAGGAAAAACAAGAAUCGCAGACACUCGACUCUGGUGGUAGAUUCGGUUCAGUUUACAAUGUAUCAGAAUUCAUACAGAAAGUUGAAGAAUUUCAGGAUGAGUCUGAUUCGAAAGUUAGGGACCUGGAAAUAAAAGAUAUUGUCAAUUCGGAAGUGGAACCUAGUUGCAUCGAAGUGAUACAUUAUAAACCUUCUAACCAGUAUAUGUUCGACAACGGGCUGCGUAGAUACUGCAACUUCUGUAAUGUGGGUUAUAUGAAUAAAAUAGCCAUGGAGAGACACAUGGAAAGUUGCAGAUUGAAGCCUUGUAACGUUAAAAUGAAUCCGAUCGGGAUAUUUUAUUGCAAAAUAUGCAAUUUUGGUAUAACUGAUGAAGUUUACUUCAAGCAACACGAGGAGAAGUGUCAAAAUGAUUAUCUGUGUAAACGGAGUAAUAUAAGCAACUCCACUUCGGUAGGUAAAACCAGUUCGAAAAUCAAGAAAAAUCGUUCGACACGGAGGUAUAAAUGCCCCCACUGCAAAUACGCAUCGAACAACGUGGGACACAUGAGCAUGCACAAGAGAAUACACGAUAAAAUUCCUCUGUGCGUUUGCGAAGUAUGUAGGAAAGGUUUCAGCAGAUUGGACUCUCUAAAAAUACACAUGUUCAGACACAUCGAUGUCGCCCAAGACGUGAACGAAUUGGAUAAAAUCAAGAUCAGAGGCGGAAACAUCUUCAAGAGCACCUUAGAAGUGACAAUCAAUAAUAAAAAAUUUACCGUUUUGAAAUACGCAUGUUCCCAGUGUGAUUAUACCACUCCCAUUGCGGAGAGCAUGAAUAAACAUUUCGAUUCGAUGCAUCUUAACAUUACAAGCUUCCGGUGCAAUCUGUGUAACUUCACGACUAAGAUGAAAUCCAACCUCAAACAGCACCUGAAUUGGCACCUGAGAGAAAGGACUUUUAAGUGUUCGUUUUGCCCUUACGAAACUUUAAACAAGAGUUAUAUAAAAAAGCACGAGAAUCAGAUCCAUCUGAAAGCCAUUUCUUUCAAAUGUUCUCACUGCGAUUUUAAGACUUAUCGUAAGGAGAAUCUUAAGGCCCAUAUCAAUAAUGCUCACUUGAAAGAGAAGAAGUUUUCCUGUGAAAGAUGUGAUUAUGUCUCGUAUGUACAGUCCAAUCUGAUUAAUCAUGUGAAAACUGUACAUGAAGGCAUUAAAAGGAAGAAGAAGUGAUGUUUCCGUCGGCCGUCAAGUCCUUUUUACUUGCUAUUUAUUACUGUGAGGUUUACCUUUCCGCUGUCAGAAAGGAAAGUUUUGAAGGAGAGGUGUUGUUUUGUUUUUUGUUUAUAUUUAAUUUUAUUUUAUGAUGUUCGUUCAAUAAAAUUUGUAAAGUAUGGUA